Molecule: messenger RNA, 1716 nt
Organism: Naumovozyma castellii
Lineage: Eukaryota; Fungi; Ascomycota; Saccharomycetes; Saccharomycetales; Saccharomycetaceae
Gene: ALG9
Product: dolichyl-P-Man:Man(6)GlcNAc(2)-PP-dolichol alpha-1,2-mannosyltransferase
Exons: 1
Coding region: 1-1716 (571 amino acids)
Source: RefSeq, a predicted model, not a curated record
AUGAAGCCAUCCAGCUGUAGACCUAAGGUGUUUACAUUUGGUCUCUUAACAUUGCUUCUGACCUCACGUCUCUAUUUCCAGCCAUUUAACUCUCUUAUAUCGGAUUGUGAUGAAACUUUUAACUAUUGGGAACCAUUAAACUUACUACUAAGAGGGUUUGGUAAGCAAACUUGGGAAUACUCUCCAGAAUACUCCAUAAGAUCCUGGGCUUUUUUGUCCCCCUUUUAUCUGGUGUUGUAUCCAUUUAACAAACUUUUCAUUAAGUACCAAUGGCCUUCGGAAUGGAAUUUCUAUUUGACUAGAAUCAUAUUAGGACUUGUUAGUUGCUUAUUGGAAUGGAAACUAUUUGUGGAAAUUAAGCAUACUUUAAGUGUUCAAGUUGCAAACAUUUGGUUAUUUAUUCAAAUAUUCAAUCCAGGAUGGUUCCAUGCCUCUAUGGAACUGUUACCUUCAUCUAUUGCCAUGCUAUUAUAUUUAGCAUCUAUGAAGUUUGCAUUACGCUACCUAUCUACAGGCUCUACCCCAAAUUUUAUAUCCAGUUUGACAUUUAAUUUUGUUUCAGCAAUCUUAGGUUGGCCAUUUGUUCUGGUACUCAGUUUACCCCUAUGUUUCCAUUACUUAUUCACACAUAGAAUAAUAUCUACCAUCCGAACUGUCUUUGAUACUUCAUUGGUACUAUUUAUAAUUACCACAAUAGUCAUCGUCGUUGAUUCUGUAUUUUAUGGUAAAUUUACUCCAGUGUCAUGGAACAUUUUAUUUUAUAAUGUAAUUAAUGCAACCAAUGAAUCAGGACCAAAUAUUUUCGGCGUUGAAUCGUGGGAUUACUAUAUUCUCAAUCUGACAAUCAAUUUCCCACUACCUGUUCUCUUCGCCUCUUUGAUUGGCAUUUUUCAUCUUUCAUUAUGGCCUCUUUGGACUUCAUUAUUGACAUGGAUGAUCAUAUUCAUAAACCAACCUCACAAGGAGGAAAGAUUCUUGUAUCCAAUAUAUCCUUUAAUUUCACUAUGUGGCUCCGUUGGACUAUACCAUUGCUUCCACUUUGGUAAGAAAUCGUCACAUCACUCCUUAAGACAUAUAAGAAGAUUUUUCAAAUGGGUGACUAUGUUAUUAAUUGCCUUACAAGCCACCUCACGUAUUGUUGCCCUAAUUGAAAACUAUACGGCACCCAUUAAACUAUAUGAAGAAUUUAAUAAGAUGGAUGUGACCACAGAUGAAAAAAUCAAUGUAUGCACAGGUCGUGAAUGGUAUCAUUUCCCCAAUUCAUUUUUCUUACCUGAAUCACACAGGUUGCAAUUUGUUAAAUCCGGGUUUGACGGAUUAUUGCCAGGUGAUUUCAUGGAAUCUGAAUCAUUUACAAAGAAUAUCAGGACUAUUCCACAGGGUAUGAAUAAUUUGAAUAAAUGGGAUGAGUCCAAAGUUUCUCCCUUGAAUCAAUGUCAUUUUUUCAUAGAUGUGGUACUACCUAUCGAUAUAACAAAUGAUUCAUUUGAUCCGUAUUCGGAAGAUUGGACUAAAUUGAGUUGUUAUAACUUUGUUGAUGUAGAUAAUUCGAAAUUAUUAGGUAGAGUAUUUUACAUUCCUAAAUGCUUCAAUGAUUUGAUUAAGAGAAUUGUUCCUAAAUCUUUGAGCUCAUUAUGGGAAUCCUUGUACGGUGUUAAUUAUCUCGACUAUUGUCUGUUUGAACGAAUUCAUUAUGCUCCAGAUGAACAGUCAUAG